Messenger RNA from Larimichthys crocea (large yellow croaker), 1984 nucleotides. RefSeq names its product synaptoporin b (gene synprb). Bases 86 to 1003 code for a protein of 305 amino acids. The record is from RefSeq and is a predicted model, not a curated record. Lineage: Eukaryota; Metazoa; Chordata; Actinopteri; Sciaenidae. The transcript has 5 exons. Gene Ontology annotation, cellular component: synaptic vesicle membrane; synaptic vesicle.
CCUGUCUACAUCAGUGGCAUUUCAACCUGAUGACAAAAGCUGUCGACACUGUGUGGAGUCGGACUUGAUAUCUUGUGAUUUUUAAAUGUGUAUGGUUAUAUUUGCUCCGAUUUUUGCCAUCUGUGCUUUUGCAACAUGUGGAGGAUACUAUGGUCAUCUCCAGGUUAAAGUGGACUGUGCAAACAGACGGCAGAGUAACCUCAGCAUCAACAUUGAUUUUGGCUAUCCUUUCAGAUUACAAGAAGUGCAUUUCAAGGCUCCCCUGUGUGACACAAAGAGAGAAGAGAUUCUUUUCCUGGAUGGCAACUUUUCCUCAGCUGCUCAGUUUUUCCUGACUGUCGGUGUUUUUGCUUUCCUGUACUCUCUGCUGGCAACCAUUGUCUAUGUCUUCUACCAGAACAAGUACCUGAAGUACAACAGGGGGCCACUUGUGGAUUUUCUAGUUACCGUCGUCUUCUCCUUCAUGUGGCUGGUCAGCAGUUGCUGUUGGGCCAAAACUCUUUCUGAUAUCAAGGCGGCCACAAAUCCAACGCAAGUGCUUCUUCUAAUCUCAGCCUGCAGAGCUCCGGAGAACAAAUGUACAGCUACCCAGGAGCCUGUCUGGUCACGUCUAAAUAUAUCUGUGGUUUUUGGUUUUAUAAAUGUCAUCCUCUGGGUUGGAAAUAUCUGGUUUGUCUUCAAAGAGACAGGCUGGUACAAGACAGGUCAGAGAUAUCCAACCAGGAGCGCUUCUGGGAAACGUGCCAGUGAAAUGCGACAGCGGCUCUACACCGAGAGCAGCUUUGACCAGCCAGAGGAGAGCUUUGGUCCACAGCCCUCCAGACAAGACAGUUUCAAUCAGUCAAAGGGGGAUUUUGGCCAGCAGGUCUACAGACAAGGUAGCUUCAACCAGCCACAAGUAAGCUUAAGCUUACCACAUGCAUAUCUCGGCAAACCGGUCAUUUAUGAUAGUGAGAAUAAAGUGGCUUCUCAAGGGCCAAAGAUAUUUGUUAAUGAGAUGUGAUUUGGGCUUUGCUAUAAUAAUGCUGUACAUGGAAACAAUAAACAAAAACAUUUAUGAAUACAUGAACAAAACGUAAAACACAACGUAAAGGGUUUUUACUCUGGAUAAAUUGAUGUAGAUCAGUUGAACAUUAAAAUGAAGAAAUUUAAAGUCAAUAAUGUGCUGACUAAUCUAUAAACUGGUAUUACUGCAUGCUUUUUGCUCGGCAUGUCUCAGAAGUCACUUGACAGUUAAGUGGUGGUCACUGAAAUUAAAAAUGAAUAAAAAUGAAGAGGGUGGAAUACUUGUGGAGUGUCAUGAGUCAUGAGACAGAAGUCCAAAAAAUCAUUACAAGCCAAUAUUCAGAUGGAAUCAUGAAACUGGAUUAAUAAAAAGAACAACAAAAACAAAACAAUCAGAAACAACAAUAAAACAGUGGUUACCACAUUGAAACACCUAGAAACUCUAAUAUAAACUAACGUUAGCUCACGUAGCUUUAAACUAUCAUUGGCCCUGGAGAACUACUUAUUUAGCUAUUAAGAUUUUAAGUAUUGUGUAAUGCAAAGUACUUACAAGUACUACAUAGAAGAUAUUGAUGAGUUUGAGAUGUGUUUCUUUGUAAAUUUCUUAUUUUGUUUUUUAAAAAAUUGACAAUUUGUUUCUCUCUUUUACUCCAAAUGCCCCGAAAUCCAUUAAAAUAAAAAAAAUCAAAGAAUAAAACAUGGUGUUAGGACAUGGACCAUUUAUCUGCUGUAUUGAACUAGUUUCUCUUGAAUUAUUAUACAUGUUUUUACCUGUAAAUGUAAACAACUGACACACUUUUGACAAUGCCAGUUGUACAUUACAGUACAUAUUUUGCUAUAUACAGUGUGUGUGAUGGAAAUAAUGUGCAGUAUCAGUUCAGAAAUAUAUAACCAAUGUUCUCUAUAAAUAUUUAAUGUUUGAUUGUCUCAUAUAUUCUCUUUGUUAUUACCAAUGGAUAUCCUGGUAUUAUAAUCAAUG